AUGCAUAUCUCAACAGCUUGCGUCUAUGCCAUUUUGGCAGGACAUGCAAUUGCGGGUCCUUAUCCUCGAGACAGAGUGGACCAAUUGCAAGAUGCAGGCAUGGAAAAGCUGAAGGCUUACCUUGCACAGCAUCCGCCCAAGUCCGGCUGUACGCUGGAGAAAGCCAUCAAGAGAAAAGAAUGGUCAUCUCUCACUCUGGAUGAGAGAAAAGAUUACAUUUCUGCCGUAAAGUGCCUUGCGACCAAGCCCCCAAAGUACUCCGCCUCAGUAGCACCUGGGAGCAAGAGUCGAUACGAUGAUUUUGUAGCGACUCAUAUCCAGCAAACCCUGAGUAUCCACGGAACCGCCAACUUCUUAUCUUGGCAUCGAUACUAUGUAUGGGCCUAUGAGAAGGCAUUGAGAGAGGAAUGUGGUUACAAAGGAUUUCAGCCAUACGAACACUGGCCCUACUACGCAGCCGACCCUCUAAAGUCACCUGUUUUCAAUGGCAAUGAAACUAGCAUGUCCGGCAACGGAGCGAAGGUCCCGCACCCCGCUAUUGCCUUUGGUAGCCUCAGUAUACCGCCAGCUGACGGCGGUGGCUGCAUUCUGGAUGGGCCUUUCAAGGAUUUCAAAUCCAACCUCGGCCCUGUCGCCCCCGUCCUCAACGAUGUGCCCCGUAACCCCCGCCAGGACGGUCUGGGAUACAACCCGCGAUGUCUCCGCCGCGACAUCAACCCUAACUCGUCCAAGUUCACUUCUGAAGCUUACACGUACAGUCUUAUUACUGAAAACAAAGACAUCUACUGGUUUCAGACUGUGAUGCAGGGUGAUAUGCAAAAGGGUAAUCUUGGUGUUCAUGGCGGUGGCCACUUUACAAUUUCUGGAGACCCAGGUGGUGACUUCUACAACUCGCCAGCUGACCCCGCGUUCUGGCUUCAUCACGGCAUGGUCGACCGGACUUGGUGGAUUUGGCAGAUGCAAGAUCUCAACACUCGCCUAGCAGCCGUCUCUGGUACAACAAGAAUGAUGGACUUUGGAGCGCCGAACGGCACAUUGAAUGACGAUGUUGACUUGUCUGUCAACGCACCGAAAGUAAAGCUUGGGAACUUAUUGGACACGAUGAACGGGCCUUUCUGUUACAUUUACGUGUAG
Colletotrichum truncatum is the source of this 1134-nucleotide messenger RNA. RefSeq names its product tyrosinase central domain-containing protein. The record is from RefSeq and is a predicted model, not a curated record. Gene Ontology annotation, molecular function: oxidoreductase activity. NCBI's taxonomy places the organism in Eukaryota, Fungi, Ascomycota, Sordariomycetes, Glomerellales, Glomerellaceae.